Molecule: messenger RNA, 2988 nt
Organism: Cordyceps fumosorosea ARSEF 2679
Lineage: Eukaryota; Fungi; Ascomycota; Sordariomycetes; Hypocreales; Cordycipitaceae
Product: eukaryotic translation initiation factor 2C 2
Exons: 2
Coding region: 1-2988 (995 amino acids)
Molecular function (GO): RNA binding; protein binding
Source: RefSeq, a predicted model, not a curated record
AUGGCUGAUCGUGGGCAUCCCCCGCAUGCCGGCGGUCCUCCUUCUGGACGCGCUCCCUCGCAGCCUUCUGCUGUCCGCAGCGUCGAUGCAAGCCGAGUUGCAUCCCCAUCUCGUGCCGGCCAGCCAGGCUGGAAUCAAGGCCCUGGAUUUGAUCCAGCUCGCCUUGGAGGUCCUACCAAGAGGGCAGGCAAUACGCGCAUGGAAUUGCCCCCAGAUGCGUAUGUGUCCGACACACAGAAGUCCAUGUUUACCCUUCGAGGAAACAACCUCAAUACAGAAGGAUCACCCGCUGUUGUUGAAGUCAAUCAAUAUCGAAUGACUAAGUUUGACUUUUCAAAGAAAAUCUACCAGUAUGACGUCGCCUUAUCCCCGGAUCCCGACAAAAAGGCCGUGAUACUCAAGAAGAUUUGGGAACACCCAACAUUCAAAGCAGCCCUACAGAAAUACAGCUACGAGAUGUGGAUCUGUGAUGGUAACAAACUGGCUUGGUCGCCCGCGCUGGUCGAUCGAGGUGAACUUCGUUUCACCGUGAAUCUCGACGAAGGCCGCCCUGCACCUCAACAACAAAAACCUGGCCGACAAAACAGCAACGUUUUCCACGUGACUCUCCGAAAGACCACUGAGGUUCAAAUGUCGUCGCUCAAAGGAUAUCUCGAGCAGCGCGUUCAGUACAACAAUGGUGUCAACGAGGCGUUGAACUUUAUUGAUCACCUGAUUCGACAAUGGCCGUCGCAGAACCUGUUGGCGAUCAAGAGAAACUUCUACAAUCGAGUGGCUCAGAGUCGCCCUCUGAUGGAUGGCUCUCUUGUUGAGGUGCGCAAGGGUACUUACGCCUCUAUUAGGCUGAGCCACAACCUAAGUCGAGGCGGAACGGGCCUCGCCUUGAAUGCCGAUAUUGCGAAUACAUGCUUCUGGGUCGGCAAUCAAACCGUCGACAAGUUGCUCGGCAUUUACCUUGCGGCCAUUGAUGCCAGGCGUUGGCGCAAUCUGCCGCCAAAUGAGCUUGCCAACCAGCUCAAGCCGGUUCGUGGCAAUAAACAGGGCGUGUACGAAUCUAGCGACGCCUUCAAGCAAGCUCGCAAGCUUCGGAAGCUCAAGUUUAAAGUACGUCACCCGAACCGCACCGCCGCGGUGGAUAAGGUUUACUCCAUCCAAGACAUUGCCUUCCGGCAGGAUUAUGGCGCAGAAGGCGGCACGGCCCGAAACAUCAAGUUCGAUCAUGAUGGCCAGCAAGUGUCUGUGGCGCAAUACUUUGAACAGAAGUACAAGGCGUUCCUGCGCUUUGGAAAUCUUCCUUUGAUUGACGCUGGCAAAGGCGGUUUCAUUCCCAUGGAAUUUGCAGUGGUCGAGCCCAUGCAGAGGUAUCCAUUCAAGCUCAGCCCGGACCAGACCGCUGCCAUGAUCAAGAUUGCAGUCACAAGGCCAAAGGAGAGACGGGCUGACAUCCAAUCACAUGUUAACGACCUCAAGAUGUCAAGUGAUCCGUUUUUGCGCCACUAUGGGGUCCAAUUCGAUCCGCAAUUUACCAAAGUUGAUGCUAAAGUGCUCGCGCCGCCAGCAGUCAACUUUGGAACCGGUACUGCGGACCCGAAGUUCUCCGGCCGUUGGGAUCUUCGUGGAAAGAAGUUUUGGAGGCAAAAUUAUGCUCCAUUGCAGAACUGGGGAUUCUUGGUUCUGGAUAAUUGUGUCCAACUUCCCCAACUGAAGGCGUUCGCACAAACCUUCAAGACCACCUUUAUUGGCCAUGGUGGCAAGUGCACGUCAGACCCUCUACUCUUGGCGCCUCCUGGAAACGUGAGGGGCGAUGUUGCCCAGUCUCUUCACUAUGCGCAUUCCCAGAUUCUGACUACGAAGGGCUAUCCGCAGCUCAUUUUUGUUGUAGUACAACACAAGAACAGUCCUCAUUAUAUGCGCCUCAAGAAGUCUGCCGACUGUCGAUUCGGAAUCCUCACUCAGGUGGUAAAUGGACGAGCUGUUUCAGAAAACAACGGGCAAUACCACUCAAACGUAUGUAUGAAAGUGAAUGCCAAACUUGGCGGCGCAACAGCUCGUACCGUCCCUCCAUGGAAGAUCAAGUCGGCCACCUACUUUCCUGAAUCUCGGCCGACUAUGAUCAUUGGAGUCGAUGUUUCUCACGCUGCACCGGGAGGUGUUACAGCUUCUGUUGCGGCUAUGACAAUGUCUGUUGACCGGGACGCAAACCGGUACGCGGCAGCAGUUGAGACCAACGGGUACAGGACUGAGAUGUUAACAUCAAGCAACGUCAACUUUAUGUUCGGUCAACUGGCGGAGAAUUGGAAGGCCAAUCAUGGAGUUUUCCCGAAGCACAUCAUCUACUUUCGGGAUGGUGUUUCCGAGGGUCAAUUUGCGCAGGUCAUUGAGCACGAGAUCAACGAAAUCAAGCGCCACUUGGCCCGGGUGGCGCCUAACCAGGCGAUGCCCCAAUUCACCGUGAUCGUGGCAACGAAGCGCCACCACAUCCGUUUCUUCCCGCAGAAGGGAGACAGGAACGGGAACGCGCUGCCUGGCACUCUUGUCGAGAAAGAGGUGACUCAUCCCUUUUUGUGGGAUUUUUAUCUCUGCUCGCAUGUCGCCAUUCAAGGCACAGCCCGCCCAGUCCACUACAAUGUUAUUCUGGACGAAGCAAAGAUGCCGGCCAACGAGUUACAAAAGAUGAUCUAUCACCAAAGCUACUCAUAUGCAAGAUCCACAACCCCAGUGUCAUUGCAUCCGGCUGUCUACUAUGCGCAUCUCGCCGGGGAUCGGGCCCGAGCACAUGAGAAUGCGUUUAGCAGCGAUGGCUUUCAGCAGGGCGGCAAGGGUCAUGAGAUGAUCAGGGAUCAGGAGGCUAAAGGGCAUCUUGCUGAAAUGCCUGUCGCAUCAGAUGCGCCGAAGCUUCUGCCACUGGGUGGACAGGUUGGCCUGGACGCUGUGGAGGGCGAAGAUCGACAGCGAAAGUUUUUUAGAUCUACCAUGUGGUUUAUCUAA